CACACAAAACAAUUUCAAGUCACCAAUAUUUUCCAAAACCCUCUAGUUUCCUAAUCCAUUUUCAUUUCUAUCAUGUUGGCAGUUUCCUCUCCUUUGUUUUCCCCUCAUCAAUGGCAAUUGGAAGAUCCCAUCUCUCUCCAUCACCAACACAACUCUCUCUUCUCUCCCUUUGAACCUUCAGAUCAUUCAUUUUACCUCCAAUUCCCUCCACCCCCGUUGGACCCUUCGCACGACCACUAUCCUUCCUCUGCUGCGCCCUCCCCAGAAGCUGUCUCCAACGUCUCGAAGAUGGCCAAGAAACUUAGCCAUAAUGCUAGUGAGCGCGAUCGUCGAAAGAAGAUCAACUCUCUUUACUCGUCUUUACGAGCCCUCCUUCCCUCCUCAGAUCAAAUGAAGAAACUGAGUAAUCCGGCGACGAUCUCGAGGAUAUUAAGCUACAUACCAGAGCUACAACAACAAGUGGAAGGGCAGAUGAGGAAGAAAGAAGAGCUCAUGGCAGCCAUGGUUGGACAGGAAGUUAAGAAUGAUGAAGAAAAGAAAAUGAAAUCCGCAGCUUCGAGCUCCUCAUCGAUAAUUUCUGCAAGUCGACUUAGUCGACAUGAAAUGGCGAUUCAGAUAUCCACUGAUACCAACGGCUGCCAGCGGAAUUAUUUGUCGGAAAUAUUAUGUUGCUUGGAAGAAGAAGGUCUCCUUCUGUUGAAUGCUUCUUCUUUUGAGUCUUUUGAUGGGAAGGUUUUCCAUAAUUUGCAUCUUCAGAUGGGAAGCAAUUGCAAAAUGGAGCCUAAAGUGCUGAGUAAUAUGCUCUUGGAGAUGUUCCCAUGACAUAGGAAGACAGAGUGGAUUAAUAUGCACCACAAGAUUAAUUAAUAAUAGUGUAAUCAUAUUAAAAAGAACUAAUGGAUGAAAAGACAAAUUGAAAUAUUAGCAAAGGUGGCAUGUUUUGAUAGGAACUCAAUUUAUUAACCAUAUAUAUCAAUGUGUAUUUUACUAA
Cucumis melo (muskmelon) is the source of this 991-nucleotide messenger RNA. Its product is annotated as transcription factor bHLH100-like. Lineage: Eukaryota; Viridiplantae; Streptophyta; Magnoliopsida; Cucurbitales; Cucurbitaceae. The record is from RefSeq and is a predicted model, not a curated record. The transcript has 3 exons. Gene Ontology annotation, molecular function: protein dimerization activity; DNA-binding transcription factor activity, RNA polymerase II-specific; RNA polymerase II transcription regulatory region sequence-specific DNA binding. Gene Ontology annotation, biological process: regulation of transcription by RNA polymerase II. Gene Ontology annotation, cellular component: RNA polymerase II transcription regulator complex. Bases 73 to 822 code for a protein of 249 amino acids.